Molecule: messenger RNA, 1744 nt
Organism: Aureococcus anophagefferens
Lineage: Eukaryota; Pelagophyceae; Pelagomonadales; Pelagomonadaceae
Exons: 2
Coding region: 1-1716 (571 amino acids)
Source: RefSeq, a predicted model, not a curated record
AUGUGCUGCGCGCUGCUCGUCGCCUGCACAUCAUCGCUCGCAUUAACACCGGCGAUGCUCGCCCUCGCGCCGGCGCAGACGAAAAACACGCUGCGCUUCGAGCAGAUGUGCCAGCGCUUCGCGUCGCAUCCCGCGUCGACGCUCGCGCGCGUCGACGGCGAGCGGAAGCGGCUGCUCUGCCGCGCGGCGUCGUCGGCGCUGGCGGACGACCGCGUCGUCGGCGCCGUCGCGAUCCUCUACGAGGAUCUCGCGCCCGUGCGCAUCGCCGGCGACCUCAUCUUCAAGAAGCUCGAGUCCGCCGUCGACAAGGCCGCGGCCCGGGCGCCGCCGCCGGCGGGCCACGACGGCGGCGCGAUCCCGGCGCCGGACGGCCCGGCGCUCGAGGCGGCCAUCGUCGCCGCGCUCGCCGGCUGGCCGGACGACGUCGCCGCGGCGACGGCGCGGCGGCUCGCGGGCGACGCGGCGCGGACGCACGCGGCCCUGGCCGGGGGGCGGCGCGCCUUCGACGCCGUGGAUAUCGCCGGCCGCGGCGCGCUCGACGCGGACGCGCUGGAACGGCUGGGGACCGCGGUGCGGUCCUUCGGGCAAUGCGCGGACCUGUGCCGAAUUCAAAUCUUCAACUCGACUUCAAUCCGAAUCGACUUCGAUUUGACCGAGCUAGAGAAUUCUCAAGUUUGGUCAGGACCACCCAAACCAGCGGUUGAAUUCGGCACAGGCGCGGACUGCACGUGCGAGAAGCGCGGCUCCUGCGCGUCCGUGACGUCGCUCAUGGAGGAGGUCGAGGCCGAGGACGGUUUGGUCUUCUCCGACUUCAUGCUCGGGUAUCUAGAAAAAUUCCCGGACUCGCGGCUCCUGGGCGACCGCAACGACGCGCUCGUCGACGAGCUCCUGGGCGCGUCCGCGGACGCGGCCGCGGCGCCGCGGCCCGCGCCGGCGUCCGACGCCGGGCGCAAGUUCGAGGCCAUGGUCGACGAGGUCCGCGCCUGGGCCGCCGCCGAGGGCACGCUCGAGCGCGCGGACGAGGUGAACCCGCGCCUGGCCAUCGUCCUCGAGGGCUGCUUCGCGGGCGUGGAGAACGACGAGGUCACGGCGGCGUUCCGCGUCGUCUUCGAGGACUACGUCGCCUUCCGGCUCGCGGGAAGACUCAUCUUCAAACUCAUGAAGAAGCUCGUCGGCGCGGCGCCCGAGGAGGCGCCGGCGGCCGUCGCCGACGCGGCGCCGGCGGCCGCGGCGGCGGCCGCCGAGGAGGCGGCGGACGCGGUCGCCGAGGACGCGCCGGCGGUCGCCGCCGCGGACGCGGCCGUCGCCUCCGUGCCGCCGCCGCCGGACGCGACCGUCGCCUCCGCGCCGCCGCCGCCGGACGCGGCCGCCGCCUUCGCGCCGCCGCCGCCGGACGCGUUGCUCGCCGAGACGCGGAAGACGGGCGUCGGGAGGCCGCUCUUCGACAAGGCGACGGCCGACGCGGCCGACGCGGCGCUGGACGAGGCCGUUCCCGACGACGCGCUGGACGAGGCAUUUCCCGCGGCCCCCACGAGCGCGUUCGAACAGGAUGUGGACGAGGAAGACUACGUCGUCGACGAGCAUCGCGAGGACGACGCGCCGUCGUUCCCGCUGCGCCUGUCCCUCCCGCGGCGGCCGCGGUUCCCGCGGCGGCUCUGGCGGUCCGUCAAGAGCCGCAUCCGUCGCGUCCUCGCGCGCCUCCGCCGCCAGUCGUGAUCCCUGUGUCCCUAACUCUCGCAUCGCC